This is a messenger RNA of Anolis carolinensis (green anole), 1827 nucleotides long. Its product is annotated as zinc finger and SCAN domain-containing protein 2-like. The coding region runs from base 345 to 1460 and encodes 371 amino acids. The record is from RefSeq and is a predicted model, not a curated record. NCBI's taxonomy places the organism in Eukaryota, Metazoa, Chordata, Lepidosauria, Squamata, Anolidae. The transcript has 2 exons.
CGUCAAUCAAAGCCUCAGAGCGGUAGGCGGCCAAUGGGAGGCGUUGCUUGGGCGGGGCUUCUAGGACUCGACCAAUGGGAAGGCGAAGGAGGCUCUUCCCUCCGCCAUUUUUUUUCUGAGGCGAGAAGGCGGCGCUUGAAGGAGAGAGAGCGGGAAAUGAAGACCCUCUGAAGUCACCUCUGGCAUGAUAAGAAAAUAUCAGUAUCUAGUGAAUAUUGAGGAAUUUGGAAACUAAAGUGCAUUAAGGAUACCAGUUGUGUAGGAAAAAGAAAUUCUCUUGGCUGAAUUCUUAAACUAUUGAUCAGAAAGGAAAAACAAGAGUCAAGUGUCAAUAUUGCAAUUAUAUGUACAUAACUGUCGACAUGAAGGAGAAAGCAUAUAAAUGUACUGAGUGUGGAAAGAGCUUUGGUCAGCUUGGAAAUCUGAAGAGACAUCAAAGGACUCACACUGGGGAGAAACCCUAUAAAUGCCUGGAGUGUGGAAAGAGCUUCACUGACAGUGGAAAUCUGCGUUCACACCAAACAACACACACUGGGGAGAAAUCCUAUAAAUGCUUGGAAUGUGGACAGAGCUUUGCUCGGAAUGGACACCUACAGUCACAUCAAAGGACUCACACCGGGGAGAAACCCUUUAAAUGCCUGGAGUGUGGACAGAGCUUUGCUCGGAAUGCACACCUACAGUCACAUCAAAGGACUCACACUGGGGAGAAACCCUACAAAUGUCUGGAGUGUGGAAUUAGCUUCGCUCAUAAUGUAGGUCUAUAUUCCCAUCAAAGGACUCACACUGGUGAGAAACCCUUUAAGUGUCCAGAGUGUGGAAUGAGCUUCACUGAGAGUGGAAGUCUACAUAGACAUCAAAGGACUCACACUGGAAUAAAACCCUAUAAAUGCCUGGAGUGUGGAAUGAGUUUUUCUCGAAGUGGGCAUCUACUUUCGCAUAAAAGGACUCACACUGGGGAGAAACCCUAUAAAUGCCUGGAGUGUGGACAGAGCUUCACUCAGAGUAGAAAUCUUCGUUCACAUCAAAGGAUUCACACUGGGGAAAAACCCUAUAAAUGCAUGGAGUGUGGAAAGAGCUUCAUCCACAGUGCAAGUCUAUGUUCACAUCGAUGGACUCACGCUGGGGAGAAACCCUAUAAAUGCACGGAGUGUGGACAAAGCUUCACUGACAGUGGAAGUCUACAUAAACAUAGAUGGACUCACUCUGGGGAGAAACCCUAUAAAUGUCUGGAGUGUGGAAAUAGCUUCACACGGAGCGGCAGUCUACAUAGACAUCAAAGGACUCACACUGGGGAGAAACCCUAUAAAUGCAUGGAGUGUGGACAGAGCUUUGCUGAGAGUGGAAGUCUACAAAAACAUCUAAUUACUCACACUGGGGAGAAACCCUAUAAAUGCACGGUGUGUGGAAAUAGCUUCACACGGAGUGGCAGUCUACAUAGACACCAUAGGAUCCACACUUGAGAGAAUGAUGAUAAUUGACACCAGAGUUGUCAGGGUAUUGUGUAUUGUGAAAUGUUAAAAUCAAUCUGGGUUAUUAGAAAUGCCUUAUGUGUUAGUUUUUCGGCAAGGCAUUUCAGCAGUUAUGGAGUUAAUGAGAGUCUGCUAUGAUUGAUGUAUCACAGGACCAAUGGGGUCAAGUUUGUUUUGACCGGGACUUUCUUUCUUGUUCCUGUGGAAUGCAGAGGAGUUUCCUGAUCAGUUGAGCAAUGUGCUGUGCAUGCAUGAGUUCGCUUCGGGCAAAAGCACUCAUGGAGAGAAGGACUGAUUUGCUCUGUUUGUAUAUAGAAAUGUAAAUAAAAGUUUAUUGCCGUUGGAUUUCCAACCGAAA